Messenger RNA from Phytophthora nicotianae INRA-310, 527 nucleotides. RefSeq lists its product as hypothetical. NCBI's taxonomy places the organism in Eukaryota, Oomycota, Peronosporomycetes, Peronosporales, Peronosporaceae. The record is from RefSeq and is a predicted model, not a curated record. The coding region runs from base 84 to 257 and encodes 57 amino acids. The transcript has 2 exons.
GAAAUUUGUAAGGUGCGCAAAAACAAUGCUUACAAUUCUGGAGUCUCAAGACUAAAUAGGUGGAUCGAGUUCGCGAUCAAAUCAUGGCGGUGACCGAUGGCAUCAUGUUGCUCGGCUCGGAGCUGGGCUUCGGUAUGAAUGCGUUUGUGGGCGGCCUCGUGGGGCUCCACAUGCUGGCGCUGUGCUACUGGUUGGUAAAGUUUCUGCAAGAAAGCUCCAAAACUGCCAAGUACGCCGCGAUCAAGAAGCGCCAGUGAGCAUAGCAGCUGAGGACCUACUGAUAAGCGAUGCAGCGACGGAGCUUUGUAUUAGUGAGAGCGUUGAGUAUGCAUCAAAGAUCGAAUCAACCUGCCGUUUCUUUUCGCUCCGGUCAUUGUGCACCGCUCUAAAACUGUGACGAGCUGCUCCAAUUGCUGCUACGACGGGACUUCUAACAAACUAUUUUUUUUAUCGGCGACCGCGAAUCUUCAUCUCUUGCAUGGCUUGGAAGCGGCCGGUGUAGUAUCCUGACUGAUACCAUGCCAUGA